AUUUAUUUGAUGCAGUGACUCCGAAGCUGUUACGCUAAAAGCUUCCAGGCAAAAAGGAUCUCUUCUCUCACAAUUUUUCUUUUCCACAGGAGAAACCCAAAGCACCCACCCACCCGUUGAAACAUCCUUUCCAUCACGAUGAUGUCUGCUCAAUCGUCUACCAUUAUUGAAACUUUGAAGGAAGUUACACGCCUCAACAAUGAGGGAGUGCGCUUCCUCGCCAUUUGCCAUCCUUCCGAAGCUCACAAACGCUUCAAGGCUGCUUUGGCCAUGGUGAACACUCACUUGGGUGCUUCCGAGGACUUUGUGUUGGAUGCUGCUCCUGGUGUCGGCGCCCCUCAGUUGGCUACCCUUGCCGUUCCAGGCAUGGAAGAUGAUACCUUCUACAUCCACAAUCAAGCUCUCGCAUUCAACCUCGAAAUGUUUGGAUCCCCCGAAGACUUCCAAAUGGCAAGCUCUUUCUUGGUCUUCAACCUCGCUCUCUCGUGCCACCUCGGGGCCAUGAAGACGUCCUCGGAGCCCACUGCGAGAACGGCUUGCCGCCUCUACGAGAUGUGCGCUAACCUUGCUUUGAGUGAAGAGGCUUCCACUGCAGAACUUGACUGUUUGGCUUCCUCUCUGGCCGUGGCCUCCAUGAACAAUGUCGCUCAGCUCACCUACCGUCUUGCAGGAAACGCACCCAAAGCUGUGGAGAUCUUGAACAGCCUAAACCCAAGUCCAGAGCUGACUCAAACUUCCUACAUGAGUCCAGAGCAAUUGGACGAAAUCAUCCUCAACAUCUGCACCAUCAUGGCUACACCCGUGGUCGCAGCAUCUGCUGCCUAACUGGGCUGCACCCAGCACUGCGGUUUUCCGUGUACAUAAUCAGACUGGCAGGCGAUACCGGUAUGCAUGCAUCGGGGAAGAAUCCAAAUAGAUCAGUAAAUCAUUACUAUUAGACCACAUACAGUACUUAUUUCUAACUUUUUUAAAGAAACGAAGU
Seminavis robusta is the source of this 982-nucleotide messenger RNA. The record is from the annotation of a GenBank genome assembly. Lineage: Eukaryota; Bacillariophyta; Bacillariophyceae; Naviculales; Naviculaceae.